Messenger RNA from Morone saxatilis (striped sea-bass), 6579 nucleotides. It is a transcript of the gene inppl1a, whose product is annotated as inositol polyphosphate phosphatase-like 1a. The transcript has 27 exons. NCBI's taxonomy places the organism in Eukaryota, Metazoa, Chordata, Actinopteri, Moronidae. The record is from RefSeq and is a predicted model, not a curated record. Gene Ontology annotation, molecular function: phosphatase activity; protein binding. Gene Ontology annotation, biological process: phosphatidylinositol dephosphorylation. Bases 301 to 4086 code for a protein of 1261 amino acids.
GCUGUUGGUCCCCGGUCUCCAGUGUGGAUUUACAUACCCUGAUUUCCGUGGGACUGGGAAGCGAAAGAGGAGGGCAGUGAGCCUUUCAGGAACUGAGGAAACCGCCGCAAGCAGCGUAAUUUAACAAAUGUACAACUUUUAGCCCCGUCCUCGGUCCUCGGUCCUCUCGCACCGUAAACCUCCGUCGGUACAACCGUCCGGAUUAUUUCUCUCGUCUGGAGGAGGACCGGGAGCUUUUCUUUUUACGGAGAAGUCUGGAAGCAACUUGAGUUGAACCCGGUUUUUUGAAGGGCUGUGGCCAUGGCCGGGGGUGUUGGUGGUGGGGUUUCUCCGCUGGGGCCCGCGCCGCCGAUGUGGUAUCACCGGGACCUGAGUCGAGCUGCGGCCGAGGAGCUACUGGCCCGGGCCGGGAGAGACGGCAGCUUCCUGGUGCGGGACAGCGAGAGUGUCAACGGGGCUUACGCUUUGUGUGUGCUGUUUCAGAAGCAUGUCCACACCUACAGGAUCCUCCCAGAUGAAGAAGGUUUUCUGGCUGUACAGACAUCUCAGGGCGUGCAGCCUAAGCGGUUUAAGACGUUACCAGAGUUGGUGUCGUUGUACCUGCAGCCCAGCCAGGGUCUGGUCACCACCCUGCUUUAUGCCGUUGACCGAGAGGAAACAGCUGUCAGCGAUGACCGGGACUAUUCAGAUGGGGAGGAUGAGAAGCCACCCCUCCCCCCUCGCUCUGCCUCCACAUCCACUCCCCCUGGACCGGACACACCCACAGACAGUGCUCCAGCAGCUAAUGGCCUGAGCACCAUCUCCCACGAGUAUCUGAAGGGCAGCUAUGCUCUGGACCUUGAGGCAGUCAAACAGGGAGCCUGUUCCCUGCCUCACCUCAACAAGACACUUGUGGCCUCCUGCAAACGCCUUAAUGGGGAGGUGGACAAGGUUCUGUCUGGUUUGGAGAUCCUGUCGAAAGUCUUUGAUCAGCAGAGUGCUUUCAUGGUCUCCAAGAUGAUCCAACAGUCGGUGAAUCAGGGAGGAGACCAGGAGCUGGAGAACCUUGUGACCAAGCUGGCAAUUCUAAAAGACCUGCUGUCCUCCAUAGAGAAGAAGGCUCUGAAGGCUCUCCAGGACAUGAGUUUGUCCUCUCCAUGCUCCCCUCCUCCUCUCUCCAUGCGUCACAGCAAAGCCAUCCCUGUGCAGGCCUUUGAGGUAAAGCUGGAUGUUUACCUGGCAGAGCUGACAAAGAUAGGGAAGAGUCAGAAGUACACUCUGUCUGUGGACGUGGAGGGAGGACGGCUGGUAGUGAUGAAGAAGGUGAAGGACAGCCAAGAGGACUGGACCACCUUCACACAUGAAAAAAUCCGUCAGCUGAUCAAGUCUCAGCGGGUGCAGAAUAAACUGGGCAUUGUUUUUGAGAAAGAGAAGGACAAGAGCCAGAGGAAAGACUUCAUCUUUGCUAGUGCCAAGAAGCGGGAGGCGUUUUGCCAGCUGCUGCAGUUGAUGAAGAACAAACAUUCCAACCAAGACGAGCCAGACAUGAUCUCCAUCUUCAUAGGCACCUGGAACAUGGGCUCGGUACCUUCGCCUAAGUCUGUGGCCUCAUGGGUGUUGUGUCGUGGCCUUGGGAAGACUCUGGACGAGAUGACGGUCACCAUCCCUCAUGACCUGUAUGUGUUUGGAAGCCAAGAAAACUCUGUGUGUGAUCGGGAGUGGGUGGAGUCACUACGUGCCAUGUUGAAAGAACAGACGGAGCUGGAUUAUAAACCGAUCGCAGUGCAAACUCUGUGGAACAUAAAAAUUGCUGUGUUGGUGAAACCUGAACAUGAGAACCGGAUCAGCCACGUGGGGAUGUCCAGUGUGAAGACGGGCAUCGCCAACACACUGGGUAACAAAGGAGCUGUGGGUGUAUCCUUCAUGUUCAAUGGGACAUCUUUUGGCUUUGUGAAUUGUCACUUGACAUCAGGGAAUGAGAAGAUUGCCAGGAGGAACCAGAACUACCUAGAUAUCCUACGCCUGCUGUCAUUAGGAGACAAACAGUUGAGCUCCUUCGACAUCUCACUGCGCUUCACACACCUCUUCUGGCUGGGAGACCUCAACUACAGGCUGGAUAUGGACAUACAGGAGAUUUUAAACUACAUUAACAGGAAGGAGUUUGACCCCCUGCUGAAGGUGGACCAGCUCAACCUGGAGAGAGAGAAGAACAAAGUCUUUUUACGCUUCGCUGAGGAAGAGAUCUCAUUCCCACCCACCUACCGGUAUGAACGUGGCUCAAGAGACACAUAUGUCUGGCAGAAGCAGAAGGCCACAGGGAUGAGGACUAAUGUUCCGUCCUGGUGUGACAGGAUCCUGUGGAAGUCGUACCCAGAAACACACAUUGUCUGCAACUCCUAUGGCUGUACAGAUGAUAUAGUGACCAGCGAUCAUUCCCCUGUGUUUGCUACCUUUGAGGUGGGGGUGACCUCCCAGUUUGUCUCCAAGAAAGGUCUGCCAAAGUCUUCAGAGCAGGCCUACAUUGAGUUUGAGAGCAUUGAGGCCAUAGUGAAAACAGCGAGCAGAACCAAGUUCUUCAUUGAAUUCUACUCCACUUGUCUGGAAGAGUUUAAGAAGAGCUAUGAGAACGACAGUCAGAGCAGCGACAACGUCAACUUCCUGCGUGUGGGCUGGUCCAACAAGCAGCUAACGACGCUCAAACCUCUUCUCUCGGAGAUCGAGUACCUGCAGGACCAACAUCUGCUGCUAACCGUGAAGUCACUGGAUGGAUACGAGUCCUACGGAGAGUGUGUUUUGGCUCUGAAGUCUAUGAUUGGCAGCACAGCACAGCAGUUCCACACCUACCUGUCCCACCGCGGCGAGGAAACAGGAAAUAUCAGGGGGUCCAUGAGGGUCAGAGUCCCGUCUGAAAGGAUGGGAACCAGGGAGAGACUCUAUGAGUGGAUCAGUGUGGACAAGGAUGAGACAGGCGGGCCUAAAGGGAAAUCCACUUUGGUAUCCAGAGUGGGACAUGAAUACGUCAAGCCAUCUGUGGUGCGUAAACAGCUUGGAGAGCUGGGAAAGGUCAGCGAGGAGGGAGAAAGGAGCAGCAAGGAGGAAACGGCUGCACGUCCGAAACAGGACGCACCAGACGGUGAUCCAUCCAUCAGCAAGAACAGCUACAAUAAUCCCGCCUACUACAUCCUGGAGGGUGUUCCCAACCAAUCAGCAGCUGCACUCUCACCUGAGCUUCUCCCAUCUCCUACGUCUACAAACCCCCAGGUAGCUAAAGCCCCUGCCCCCUCAGCCGGAGCUCGAACCAAACCCUCUUACGUGGGCUCAGGGCACUCUCACUCACGCAGGCCUAUGACGGGGCACCCGGUUCGAGCUAUUAGUGAGGAGGGCUCCUCCGAGGACGAUGGAGGCACCUGUGCAGCAGGAGCGCAGGGGGGUGCUGCCGGAACAACAGUUGGAAGCACACUGAACCGACCCCCUCCCGACUUCCCCCCUCCUCCUCUCCCUAAGGGAGCCCUGGAGAUGGUUGCAGAGAGCCCCUUCCCCAAAUCUCGCCCUCUUUACCCAGACCUAGCUGAGGUCAGGAUCCCAGCAGCAAGUCCCGCCCCUCCGCUGGCCCUCGGAGAAGGUUUUAGAAGAGGAGGAGGAGGAGGAGGAGGUGUUGGACCGGGGGCUUUGGACGACCAGUCGUGUUCUGUGCUUCAGAUGGCAAAGACACUGAGUGAGAGUGAGUUUCCUGGGCAGCCUCCACGCGCUCCAUCUGCGCCGCCUCUUAGGGGGCAGCCAAUGGGGAUAGGUCUAGAGGCCUCCCGCACCUUCCCACCCAGAAAUCCCAUCCCAGAGAGUAUCGCAGAGGACAUGCCUGAGGAGGCACUGUGGGGCAGCAGCAGCUCGUCUCUGUCUGUUGGGGAGUCUUCAGUGGGGGAGUGGCUGCAGAGACUGGGACUGGAGAGGUAUGAGCGGGGCCUUCUACACAACGGCUGGGACGACCUGGAGUUCCUCAGCGACAUCACCGAGGAGGACCUCGAGGAGGCGGGAGUGCUCGACCCCGCCCACAAGCGAAUCCUGCUGGAAAGCCUCAGGCAGCAGCAACCGCAGCAGCAACAGAAAUAAACUGUACCGAACUGGUCUAUGACUGGUCCAAACUGGCCUGGUGCCUCACCAGGUCCCAAGAGGACAAAUCUCAGCUGAACUGAACUGAACUGAGCUGGAACAUGCUAACGGAUGCCAGACUGUGCCUUCUGAGAGAAAUUGCACUCCAUUUGUACUUUACAAAAAAAAAAAACACUUGUUGAACCACCAUCCUUUUUUUUUUAACAUGUACUGUAUGUGUGUUGUCGUUGUCGUAGAGGUGGCCUUAUUUAAUGAGAAUCAUUUCAGUCCUUCAAGCAUCACUACAUGACCGUCGGCUUUAAACCUAGAGAGAAGAUGCAGGAUGAGAUAAUGUUGUUUUUCUGGCCAGACAGAAUUAGAGAUCCGACUCACGUGUGGAGCAGCUGAUGCCUUGAUGUCGUGUCGUGUGUGUCGUGCCAUCAGUUAUGACCUACUGCUUCAAGCUAGCGUUAAAGCUUGUUUUCCUUUCUUUGUCCUGAGAAACCUUAACGGAGGAGCGACAGAGUUUAAGACUUCUCUGAAAUGGGAAACUGCAGAAUUUCAAGUUUAAAGCAAAAUGAGAAGAGGGCUUUUUGUGGGUAACCAGAGCCAUGAAAACACACUCUUUUAACAACAGUGUGUUUUUCUCUGAGUCUCCCACUAAUGGUCACAUUUCGAAAACUAUGUGGGAACUGUUAAAGCACACUCAAGAGUACCACACAGCUCGGGCACUGUAACCCCCUUGCUUCUGUGAUGGAGGCGGACAGGAAGUGGUGACAGUAGAGAAGCUAAGUCUGAAGUGAGCUCAACUCGCAUUUCUCAAAUUUUAUACUUUCGUGAUGACGUCUGAGCCACUGGUAGCAUUUAUUGUCUCAGUGUCAUGUAUUUAUGGUUUUAUGUUGUUUUAUGAUAAAGGGAAUAUGGAGCAAACCAACCAAACCAGUCCUGCUAGAGCUAAAAGUGCAUAUUUCACAUUGGUACAACAUUUAACUGACAGUGUUGGACAUCACCUGCCCUCGGUGUGUUUAUACAAACAUUGUGACACAUGUAGCGUACUGACUCUGGGCAGGGAGUCCCUUUUUGGUAGAAAAUGAAAUCACAAGUAUACGUGAGGCAAUAAAUGCUGCAACUGACGUGAAGUAUCACUUUAAACAUUUAAGGCAGGCGAUUGGCCAUUGUCACACUUUUAUUGUCUGUGAGGACAUCUCAAUUUCAAUUUGCGGAAGCAGACAAAUCUUAUGUUAGCGUCACAUGACCCAGGUUUGUGGGGUCACAUCUUCAUUUUGAAUUGUGUAAAUGCAGCAGCGUUCAUGGAUUUGGUUAACAUAGUUGAAAAAGAUGAGCUAAUGGUUAUUCUACUGAAGAUUUACUACGCCGUCAUACUGUCAACGUCUUGGAGAAACCAUUUGUCACCAAAACAUUUUUUUUCCUGUAACAUAGUCGAGAGAUUUGUCUCAUAUUGCUGAUUUUAUUUGGUUCUUUUUGUUACAUUACUAGAGACAUUGCCUUGUGGGAGAAGAUGUCACCAGUCGUGAUACAUUAAAAACAGAAAAGUCAGUUCUCUGCAGGACACAGGAUAGUUUGAGGGCCGUUGUUCCUUCAUUUAACCAGCAGGUGGUGCUGCUACUCCAUAAACCUUGUCAGUUGAUGCUGUCUGGGGAAACUUUGGGGAAAAUGAGACACAGCUAAGUCCUGUUUAGUGAAAGGAGUUAUACUUUAUAGUUCUACUCAAUGGUUUUUUUAUAUGUUGUUUUAAAAAUGAGAGUUAACUUACCUGUUAGUGUUCAGUCCGCCUUUAUCUGUUCUUAAUUUAAAUCCUGCCUACGAGACUAGAAGCCAAACCAAUUUAAGAGACGCUGACACCUUUUACUUUACCCAGGUGGAUCACACCGAACUAUCUCUCCAGUUAAGCGCACAGCUUGCUUUGGCCACAACAAUAUGAUGUGAAACAUAUUUUUGUGAUGUCGGCUUAUCACGGGAAGGCCUCGAAAGUAGAACUCUAACCUGUAAAUGAAUGUGCUGUUGCAUAAUUGGGACUAAAUAUGAUGAAACCUUUGAAGAUGUGAUUGUAGCAGUUUCAUUUUAUUUGUCAUGUCUGAAAAGGAUUCCCCCUUUUUCCUCUCCUAGUUUUCUUUGUAAAACCAUUAUGUUGCUCCUGUACAACCUUCUUAGACUCAGCUACUCGCCUGCGUUAUGUGCUGUACUAUGUGUUUAACCUUUAACAACCAUAAUGCAGAGAAUAUUGCCGUUCAGACAACACGUUCAAUCUGAUGUCUUUUUGGCCUUCCAUUGUUCUCGUUAUGUGUGCGUGUGUGUGUGUGUGUUUGUAUUGGUGUGUGUGUGUGUGUGUGUGUAUGAGUGAAAAAGAGACUGCCAUCGUUGUUUUCUCUGACACACUCCAUGUUAUCUUGUUCUUUUCAUGUAGUCUCCUUUUUUUUGGCUAUGUUAAGUUAAUGUAAGUUGUUCACUCAUGUCAUUUUUUUCAAUUAAAAUCUAAUAUCUUUCCUUAUUAUA